AUGUCGAAAUAUUCUUUGGAUUCUCUGGAGAGUAUUGAGGAAGAUUCAUUGGAAAAGAGUGAUUUGAUGAAUAAUAAUAGUGAUAAUGAUAAUAACCUCGAAGCAAUCAAAUCCGUUGAUAAAUUUGUCAAGGACACUUCACUUCAUUUAAAUCCAAUAUUAACGACAUUGCACGGAAUAAAAGACAAUACGACAGAGCCCAAUGGGACCGUACGUGGGGACAGGUGCGCGAAAAUAAACGGCGGCAGAAAUUCGAUAACUGCGAGCGGAAGAAGAUUCGUCCAACGACGACAGGAGAGCAGCUCGACGUGGAACGAAUCGCGGCUUCGUAUAAGAAAGGGGGACGAUGUCGUUGGAAAAUGUGAAAAGGAAGAAGGCGACGCGAAUCGUCGUUGUUGUCAUACGUCGACGGAGCGAUGUUCCCCGGAGGUGCAAAAUUCUUCGUCAAAAUGUAACCUGCGCAGCAGCGGGAGCAACGCGAAGGUCGACAAAAAGCUUGGUAACGUAUUCGCACCGUGGAGUCGACCAGAACCGGCUAGGCCUGGUUGGACCUCGUAUUCGGAGCUUUAUCGUCGUAGAUUCGGCAUCCCGAGGCGUCCGCGCAUUCGGUCUCCGGAGGAUUCCACCCUGUCGAUUUGCGGUGACAGCCAGCCCAGGGAGCUCAGUCUGGACGAGGGUUGUUCAUCCCUUCCAGGCACCUCAAGGGACGACAGUAGCGAGCUCAGCUUCUAUCGUCGCUUUAUCGAAGGUCACGUUACUCGUACAACGCACGUUACACAAUCCUGCGAGAUACCGCAUCGAGGAAUACUUUCAAAUAUCUUCUUUCCAGGAGAGCAAUGUGAACAUAACAACUCGGACAAGUUGAAGAAACCGGUAUAUCGUCCGUAUACCAUCGAGGAGUAUAGGAGUUUAUCGAUGCCAAGGCCUGAUCGAUCUCUGGGUCCUGAUAAGGACGAAGUGCAAAUAAAGAGAGAAUGGCUGAUGCGCCGGAGAUCGUACGGAGACUCGGUUAGCGCGCGCAAUCGUGAGCAGAUACUGCAACAAACGAGAAGACUCAAGUCGAGACGCGCCAUCGCUCAAAAAUGUUUCUUGCCCCCUUUGAAGGAUCGGAACGCUGCCGCCUCAAAGGAUCGUGAAAACUCAAGGAUCCCUGAGACGGACUGCGCGAUGCAAGAGAGUCUCUUAAAGUGUCCUGUCAGAUAUCCGAAGGAAAAGGAAGUCAUCACGAGCGAAGCAUUGCCGUCCCAAGAGGUCGAAACGCUCGAGGAAACGCCGAAUUUCAGUUCGUCGCUCGCUUCAUAUAACGUUCUCGAAGACCCGUACUUGGAGACGCUGCAACAGCGUCACUUGCAGGAGAAGAAAUUGGCGGAUCGUCUUAUGCGUCAAGCAUUAAACUCUUGAUCACGACUGGUUCAGGUAAAUAGAGCGUUCAGGUAAAUAGAUAAAAAUCACUAUAACUUUUUGAUAAUUCCUUUUGUGACUUACAUGCGACUAUUCUAUUUAACGGUCUAUUUUUACAACUGCAAAACAAUAUUUUAUUACUGCGAUUCAUUUUCCGUCACGUUAUCGUACAUUUGUCCAUCGCAUCCUGUUUACACAUAUUUUAUACUCGUAGAUCUAUAUCUUCUACCACAUAUUUUUACAUCUAUUUGAAAUAAUCCGC
Molecule: messenger RNA, 1663 nt
Organism: Formica exsecta
Lineage: Eukaryota; Metazoa; Arthropoda; Insecta; Hymenoptera; Formicidae
Exons: 6
Coding region: 1-1401 (466 amino acids)
Source: RefSeq, a predicted model, not a curated record